Messenger RNA from Clupea harengus (Atlantic herring), 1527 nucleotides. It is a transcript of the gene c3h15orf61, whose product is annotated as chromosome 3 C15orf61 homolog. The record is from RefSeq and is a predicted model, not a curated record. The transcript has 2 exons. Bases 890 to 1360 code for a protein of 156 amino acids. Lineage: Eukaryota; Metazoa; Chordata; Actinopteri; Clupeiformes; Clupeidae.
UAUGUGUUCAAGAUACUUGUUUGACUUCAUCUUUUGACUACAUCUUUUAUGUUUCUUUCAGAAUACAUUUUAUGUGGAUUAUGUGGAUUCACUGAAAAGACACCAAACAUUACACAAUUAAUUAAGUAAAAAUAGUAAUACAAAUAAUAAUACAUGUAAAAUAAUAGGACUGUGCAUUAUCUAUGAAGAAGAGAAGUCAUGUGGAUUGAACUUAAAGUAAUGAGUUUAAUUUACAAAUUUAAACAGUGAUAUUGUAGUCAGUCAGUGAUUCAGUUUGUCUAACUGAUGGCUUUUAGAGCCGGAACUGUAACAAAUUCCGUUGUUUCCGGGGGACAGAAAUGUUUGCUGGUACAAUGACAGGGUGAGCCGAGAAGUAGCGAGUGUAUUUAAAUUAUUACUGGAUAUUUAAACUGUCGAGUCCUGCUUUUUUAAAUGUGAGGUAGUCGUGAACACUGCGCUUAUACGCAAGGGGAAUUAAAUAAAUAAUGUUUUGUGCCACAGCGAGUCGGCUUACCGUUUUGCCCUGAACACUACUGCAACGUUUACAGCGGUCAAAUACAUGCUAUGUCUAAAUGUAGCAUUAGGUAUCUGAACGCUAAGACAUAGGAAUACACUUAGUUUAUUAUCUGAACGCCUGUACUGUAACGAAGACGUGGUCAAAAUCAACAUAGAGGAUUCAGCUCAGCGACACUUUCUUGAUAAACUAACCAGAAUAAUUGCGUGAUAUGACAGCUUGAUAUGUCAGCUUGAUAUGUCACUCAAUCAUGGAUGUGUAUUCCUCACACUUACGGCUAUUCAUAAAAGGAAUUCAUCUAUCUAAUCGAGCAUGGUGUCUUACUCUUCUAAAUAAAAGGAGUUGUAAUAUUAUUUUCUCGUUUUUAUUUUUGAAAUGAUAAGAAUUAUGCGGGGAAUACACAGCAUCAUCUUAAAAGUGAUACUGUUUCCAACCACAUUUCGGAAAAGAGGUCCGCGUCCCCUAGCCUCCGAGGUUUUGACAUGCCACCUCGCUCAACGCAAGCUCCCUCCGUGGACGUCGUUUUGUGUACGCUACAGCGCCAUACACAACGACCAGUUUGGACGCUCAAACUUCAACUGGCCAGUCCAGGGCGCCAACUACCACAUUCUUCGGACGGGAUGCUUUCCCUUCAUCAAGUACCACUGCAGCAAAGCACCUCCGCAGAACUUGGACUUCGAGGACAAAUUCUUCGGCACACUGAAAGUCAUUAAUCUUGGUUUACCUUGCCUGGCCUAUGGGCUUGGGUCAUUGAUGAUGAUCAGUGCAUCAGAAACGGUGCAAACAACUGCUGGUCCCAUCACCGUGUACUUCCUUUACAAGGAACGGGAGGGAGCGCCGUACUGAUGUUGUGUGUGUUUGUCUAAUGUUGCAGUGAUUCUGUAAUGUAGAGGACGGCUGAAACAACACAUCAGUUCGUUGAUAUACCACGUCUGGAGAAAAGCAUGUGUUGUCCUUGUCAGCAUUUUACCUGAACCUCGCAAUUUAAAGAGAUUAAAGAAUGAUUUAUUUCA